CCGUAGAUAAACGUAGUCACGCGCUACACACAGUCAGCUGACCAAAUAAGAGUCAAACGAACAAGAAAAAAGAAGAACUGAAUACGUUUUAGUACUUAAAUCUUUAUUACAUAACUUUAUAGGAAUGGAAUCGACGUUAGAGCAGCAUCUUGACGACACAAUGAAAAAUCAUGCUAUAGUCGGUGUCCUGUGCACGGAUCAGCAAGGUCACAACUUAGGCUGCCGUGGGUCUAUGUCGGAUGAGCAUGGAGGUGUGGUAUCAGUACUGGCGAGGCAAGCAGCAUCUCUGACAAGAGACCCCACCGACACCCCUAUUGUUUGCUUGGAGUCAGAGUCUGGUAAUGUGUUGAUCAAAAGCCAUGGAACGAUCACAGUCGCCGUGCACAAGAUGACUGUCUGACGUCCUCCUAUGGGUUUAUGAAAAUAACUGUGUUUUAGUCAGUAGUAUGUUCAAGUUUGCACUGCUGUAGAUGGUGUUGUGUUUGCUAAUGAAUAAUGAUGUCAAUGUUUUCUACUGACUUUAAAUUUCAUAUGUUUGAGAAAUUUAGGUCCUCAAAUUAUUUUUUUUAUUUAUGGCCAGCUUUUUUACUUGGUAGAUGCGUUUGUCACCUGUAAUAAUGGGGGAAGUGAGCUUGUGCUGGGUACAGUUCCUGUGUUCUGUCCCUCACUGCCUCUCAAACAAUAGAUUAUUGUUUUUCCCAUUAUUAGAAUAAAGAUCUAAGGUUCUCUAAUGGUACCCAAGUAUUUGAAAAUUCACUGCUUAUUCUAUAAUUCUUAAAGGUUUCAUGAUAUUUUUCUUUUAAUUGUAAUUAUAUGUUAUAAAUCAUUAAAAGAAAAAAGUGAACCCAGUUACCCAGUUUAAACAUUUAAUAUUGUCAUAGAGUCUCAUGUAACCAAGGGGAGUAAAAUAUGUGUUUUUAAUGCCUUAACAAGAAGAAUAUGCACGGAUGCAUAUUUUCUCUUUAGUAACAAUACCUAGUUGUGCCUAUGAAAAAAAAUAUCACGUGCUUAUUCAGGCAUGUUUUAGAAUAGAUAUAUAGCAGAAAGCUGGUGAGUGUUAGCUGGCCUAUGGAUGUUUCACAGAGUGCAAACUUGUUAUGCCACGCCUGAGCCCAACUAGAUUGGUAUAAAUGCAUCUGACAGUGUAUUUCAAAAAGUGUGCAGUUUAAAGACCAUUUGAAAUGUAUCAAACCUAAAAAUAUAAUGAAGUUUAGUGACUGGUAUAUUAUGGCAUAAUCAAAAUCAACCUUGAGCAUUUUUGGCUGACCACCUAAUAAUUUUUACUGUUUUGUGUUUUGAAAAGUAUUGCUUUAUUACAGAACUGCGGUAUCUUAGAACAAGUUAUAUAAUUCUUUGAAAAAUAAAAAUCACACAUUGAAUCCAGAA
This is a messenger RNA of Paramormyrops kingsleyae, 1386 nucleotides long. RefSeq names its product late endosomal/lysosomal adaptor, MAPK and MTOR activator 5 (gene lamtor5). The record is from RefSeq and is a predicted model, not a curated record. Gene Ontology annotation, cellular component: lysosome; cytoplasm; Ragulator complex. Gene Ontology annotation, molecular function: guanyl-nucleotide exchange factor activity. Lineage: Eukaryota; Metazoa; Chordata; Actinopteri; Osteoglossiformes; Mormyridae. Gene Ontology annotation, biological process: negative regulation of apoptotic process; positive regulation of TORC1 signaling; cellular response to amino acid stimulus.